CACGAGCUGACACACAGGCGGAGUAAAAGUCGCACAAUGAACGCCAGACAACUGCCCAGCGCAGCAGUCUCGCAAUGGCCAACCGUUAGUUUGGAUGGUUACGAUCGCGGCGCAGCACUCAAAUAUCUUUCCUUUUGUUCCACAUGUGUCCCUCAAACAACGUCAGUUGAAAAACUGAAGGAAAACAAACCAGUGCGUCCUGCGAGUUGCUGUGCAUCAUAUCCGAAUAAAUUUGUUUGUGUUUUUUUUGUUCAAAAUGUUCAUUUAUUCCUACCGGCCUCUCCAUUUUCUAGUGUUGGCCGUGACUGUUCCCCUGUCGAUCUACUACUUCGUUUUGAUGAUGAGCGACGUGAACGGGAGAUUGCAGAGGAGAAUGGAGGCGAUCUCGCCGCGGGAAUUGGAAUUAUUCGAGCGCUCGCUGAAAUUUGACGAAAAAAGGAAACCAGGUGAAGGCGAUAAUGAAGUAACUGGGCCGACAACCAUUUCGUGGGACGAUCUGGUGGACGAAGCCAUGCUGAAACCCAUUCUGGAUCUCGACGGGCCGAAGAAAUGGCUUAGAUUGCAAGCAACUGGCCUGAUGUCUUCUGAAAGGAAAUUAGAAAAAAGGAGCAUUAAUGAAGUUGAGAAAAUUCAUUCCAGCGGUACAGCAGCAACAUUCAACCUAAUGGAUGAGGAUUACAAGUCAAAUUUACAUCCGAUUUCUUACAACUGCACAGUCGAAUACGUUAAUGAAAAACGGCUGCAACAGGAUCAUCCUUGCGUGAUCGAUGUCAUUCAACGUCUCUACUUGCAUCAGCCCCACAAAAUGGAUCGUUUGGAUGCCACCUACGUAGCCUCAAAUAAAGAAUCCAUUCAAACUAAUUCUAUUCUUCGAAUUUUAAACAAUCAAGUGCAGUCUGAUGGUUUUUUCGUCGACUACCGCGGUAGUGACAGCGGAGAAUUUCACUCCGACACAUUUUACAUGGAGAAAACCCUUCGGUGGCAGGGUCUACUUAUCGACGGCAGUCGACAAUCGCACCGUAAGCUUCCGGCCGGAAACCGUCAAGUUGACUCACUUCCCAUUUGUCUCAGUCCUGAACCUUUCCCCGUUCAGGUGACUUUUAACUCAACCAAUCAGUCAAAAGUAAUCACCACUCAGUGCUUCCCGCUGUAUUCCGUUUUGCUGGCGGUGAAUCGAACCAAAAUAGAUUUGAUCAGAUUGAGCGCGGAAGGAAUCGAGUUGAAAGUACUUCAAACUGUUCCUUGGGACAAAGUGAAUGUCACGAUCCUUUCCGUCGAAUGGAAUCAUCACGUUCCGGUGGGUGAAGCAGCAGCUAUCAAUCGCUACAUGAAGCGAUGCGGGUUCACCAAAUUUCGUCAAAUUUCAGCAGUGAAUAAUCGCAUUAAAAAUAGUAAAAUCAACAAUUACAUUAACACCAACUUUUUCAAGAGCGUUCAUCACCUCCAGUCCUUAUAGUUUUACCAUUUUUUUAAGUAUUUUAAGUUAUUGAUGCACUUGGUCAAAAUAUCAAAAAUUAAU
This is a messenger RNA of Daphnia pulicaria, 1519 nucleotides long. RefSeq lists its product as uncharacterized. The transcript is spliced from 4 exons. Lineage: Eukaryota; Metazoa; Arthropoda; Branchiopoda; Diplostraca; Daphniidae. The record is from RefSeq and is a predicted model, not a curated record. Bases 257 to 1456 code for a protein of 399 amino acids.